Messenger RNA from Fusarium venenatum, 11628 nucleotides. Lineage: Eukaryota; Fungi; Ascomycota; Sordariomycetes; Hypocreales; Nectriaceae. The record is from RefSeq and is a predicted model, not a curated record.
AUGUCGGGCACCACUAUAGAUGAAGUCGUAACUCGACUCAGCAACGGUGACAUCGAUGUGAGACUCAAGCUAGAAGCUGCAACUACGUUGCGCGAUAGCUUGGAUCACUAUACCAGCGGCCAAAUAUACCCUCCUUUCCUAAAAAGGUUGAUGCCCGUCUUUAUGGGCAUUCUAAAAGGGCCAUGCACUUUCCAAAGCAACUCACCUGAGCAGAAACUACGAAUGGUCAUCCUCGAAGUUCUGCACCGAUUACCUACUCAACCCGCCCCUCCCGAGCCUUUCGAACCAUACGCCGAAGAGACCGUCGACUUGUUAAUGCAGCUUGUACGGACAGACAACGAAGAGAAUGCAACAAUAUGUGUCAAGAUAAUAUCGGAUAUCAUGCGCCACCAACACAAGGCACUGCAAGGAAAGGUUCAGCCUUUCCUUACACUGAUACAAGAGCUUUUCGAGCAGAUGGAAAAGGUCGUCCGAGAACAACUUGACAAUGCUCCUCUCCAUGCGCCAUCACAGCCCGGCGCACCUUCGACCCCUGGGAACUCGCAGAACUUCCAAUCGCCACGGCCAGGAUCACCGGUCGCUUCCGUCAACGAACUAGGAGCAGAUCCCCAGCAACAAAACCGACCGCUACUGAAGGGCAUGCAGUCUUUCAAAGUUCUCUCCGAAUGUCCUAUUAUUGUUGUAUCGAUCUUCCAGGUAUAUCGAAAUACGGUGCAGCAGAAUGUCCGGAAAUUUGUCCCUCUCAUUCAGAAUGUAUUGUGCCUUCAAGCUUCAGCUCAGCAGCAAGCGCAUGCUGAUGCUGCGGCUAAAGGGACGAUCCAUACCGGAGUGAGUCCUGCCAUCAAGAAUCGAGUGGCUUUCGCCGACUUCAUUACUGCACAAGUCAAGACUAUGAGCUUCUUGGCAUAUCUCCUUCGCCAAUACGCUUCUCACCUAAAUGAUUUCCUGCCUCGACUGCCUGAUAUUGUCCUUCGGCUUCUAAAAGAUUGUCCAAGAGAGAAGUCCGGCACACGCAAAGAGCUCAUAGUCGCUAUUCGUCAUAUUAUUAAUUAUAAUUUCCGCAAAAUCUUCAUUCCAAAGAUCGAUGAGCUUCUAGACGAGCGAACGCUGACUGGAGAUGGACUGACUGUGCAUGAAACUAUGCGACCCCUGGCUUAUAGUAUGCUUGCUGAUCUCAUUCACCACGUCAGGGAUUCUCUGAAGCCAGAACAAAUCAGGAAGACUGUUGAGGUCUACACGAGGAAUCUUCAAGACAACUUCCCCGGAACAAGCUUUCAGACCAUGAGUGCUAAACUCCUCCUUAAUAUGGCUGAGUGUAUUGCAAAGCUGCCUAACAAGGUCGACGCACGGCAUUAUCUUAUCAUGAUUCUCAAUGCCAUCGCGGAUAAAUUUGCUGCCAUGAACCGGCAGUACCCCAAUGCUGUGAAGCUUUCAGCUCUUUAUCGGGAACAGAUGAAGGCUGGCACCCGGGAGACCUAUCUGGCUGACCAAGACGGCCCCCCUGAUUGGGAUGAGACGGACAUUUUUUCUGCGGUUCCGAUUAAGACUUCGAACCCACGAGAUCGCGGCGCCGAUCCUGUUGUUGACAACAAAUUCCUUUUCCGAAAUCUGAUGACAGGUCUCAAGAACACUUUUUACCAGUUGAGGACAUGUAAUGUCGGGUCACCCAUCGAUGCCCAAAAUGCACCCACCCACUGGCAAGAUGUAUCGUAUGGAUUCACAGCUGAGGAGGUCAAGGUCAUCAUCAAGCUUUUCCGCGAGGGUGCCUAUGUCUUCAGGUACUACGAGAUUGAAAAACCAGCGGCCGAGUCCCAAUACAUGUCGCCGGUGGAAUAUAUGGCCAACUUCUACAUGGUCUCGUGCAGCAAAGAGGAGAAGGACUUGCUUGAAACUUUUGCUACGGUAUUCCAUGCCAUCGAUCCCGCCACUUUCCAUGAGGUAUUCCAGCAAGAGAUCCCGCGCCUUUACGACAUGAUAUUUGAACACACAGCGUUGUUGCACAUACCUCAGUUCUUCCUUGCUAGCGAGGCGACCUCUCCUAGCUUUUGUGGUAUGCUCUUGCAAUUCCUCAUGGAACGAAUCGAUCAGGUCGGGUCUGCCGAUGUCAAGAAGUCCUCCAUAUUGUUGAGACUUUUCAAGCUCGCUUUUAUGGCAGUCACCUUGUUUGCCAAUCAAAACGAGCAGGUUCUACUACCCCACGUUGUCAAUAUUGUCACAAAAUCCAUCGAGUUGUCGACAAAAGCAGAGGAGCCAAUGAAUUACUUCCUCCUCUUAAGAUCGUUGUUCCGCAGCAUUGGUGGUGGUAAAUUCGAGCAACUGUAUAAGCAAAUUCUACCUCUGCUUGAAAUGCUCUUGGAUGUACUCAACAACCUUUUGAUGGCCGCUCGAAAGCCAUCUGAGCGUGACUUGUAUGUGGAGCUCUGCCUUACCGUCCCAGCACGACUAAGUCAUUUGCUACCGCACUUGAGCUUCCUGAUGCGACCACUUGUUGUUGCGCUUCGUGCCGGAACAGACCUUGUCGGACAGGGCCUGCGAACACUGGAAUUGUGCGUUGACAACCUCACGGCGGAUUACCUUGAUCCUAUCAUGGCGCCUGUCAUUGACGAGCUGAUGACUGCCUUGUUUGAUCAUCUUAAACCUCAUCCAUACAGCCACUUCCACGCACAUACCACAAUGAGGAUUCUUGGCAAAUUGGGCGGCAGAAACAGAAAGUUCAUGACCGGAGCUGUGCCGCUUGCUUACAAGGAAUACGCUGAUGAUCCUUCAGGCUUCGACCUUAGGUUGUUUGGUUCCAAAAAGGAUAGAGCAUUUCCCGCUGAUAUGGGCAUUGACUUUGCCAUUCAGAAGCUCACGGAAUUCCCCAAGGCAACCAAGAACAACCACAACAAGCAGUACGAUGGCUAUUACAAGAAGCAAGCGUUGCAUCUGAUCAAAUCCCAACUUAAGCUGCGCAUCGGCUAUGAUCAGCUUCCGGAAGAUCUCCCACGCCUGGUGCGACUCCAGGCUGAAGACCUUGUAGCACGAAGGUAUGAGAUAAAUUCUGCCAGCUUUGAGGUUUCUGAUCGCGAGCGAUCUAUCCCGAAAAAAGAGUGCGAGGAUCUAGCUGUGAAGCGACUUCUGAAAGCAAUCAUGUUUGCUCAUUCGUUCCCCGAGUUCAAAGACGAGGCGAGCGCUUUCUUGCUGAACGUCUGCAAACACUUUGCAAUUAUUGAAGUUGGCAGAGCCUUGGUCGACUUGAAGCGAAACUUUAGCCCCUUUGACCCCAAUGCUGGCGAGGGCCCUCUGCACAUUGAUACACGCAAUCUUUCUGAUGCAAUUGUUGAGUCAUUGGCUAGUGACCACCCAGACGUACGGGAGGCUGGCAAGAGUGCUAUUCGGGAAAUGUACGACUCCACAGCGAUCAUCUUCGGCUCGGAAAGCGACGUUGGUAAACUACCGUUCUUCAGCCACCUUAGCAGCACGUUCUGCCACAGCUGCUAUGAAGAGGAAUGGUUCACGAAGACUGGUGGUAGUCUAGGAAUCAACUAUUUGCUUACAGAGCUUGACUUUGGCGACACUUGGAUCGCUUCCAAGCAGACCGAGUUUAUACGUGCUCUCAUCUACGUCGUCAAGGAUAUGCCCCAAGACCUUCCUGAAAAGACACGCUGCUUGGCACAAACAAGUCUCGAGGUUCUUCUGAAGCGCAUCACGAAGGACAUCACCAAGGAGGAUGCACUACCCAUCACACAGCAACCAGGUCAACCGCAAGGUGCUCAGCCCAAACAGCCCAGACUCUCUCAGAUCUGCCAACAAUUUGGAAAUGAUCUGUAUCACAUGAACAAGCAUGUUCGCGAGACUGCAAAACACUCGCUGGAACUCAUCGCCAAGGCAGCAAGCUGUGAGGUGUGGGAGCUCCUCGAGUCCUGCAAGGACAAGAUCCUCCAACCUAUAUUUGCUAAGCCGCUGCGAGCGUUACCGUUUAGUAUUCAGAUCGGCUACAUUAACGCCAUGACGUACCACAUGAGUUUGAAGAACGACUGGGUCCCAUUCGACGAGAAUCUCAAUCGUCUUCUGAUGGAGUCUUUGGCCUUGGCAGAUGCUAGUGACGAAUCUCUAGCUAAUAAGCCUGCUGAAUUCCGUACACAUGAGCAUAUUGUCAACCUUCGGGUUUCAUGUAUCAAACUCCUCACAACUGCCAUGACCUUUGAGGAAUUUUCCAAUCAACCCACUAAGACAAAAAUUCUCGGUGUCUUUUUCAAGUGUUUGUACUCGGAAUCGAAGCCUACCAUCACUGCGGCAAAUGAUGCUCUUAAGUCAGUCCUUUCGGUAGAUAGGCGUCUCCCCAAAGAGCUUCUUCAGGGAGGACUGCGACCAGUGCUACAGAGUCUUUCAGAUCCGAAACGCCUCAGUACGGCAGGGCUUGACAAUCUGUCUAGAUUGCUGAAGCUGCUCACAUCGUAUUUCAAGGUCGAAAUCGGUGCUCGCUUGCUCGAACAAAUCGACUCGAUUGUCGAGCCCAGUGCUUUGCAGCAAAUAUCCUUCAGCUUUUUUGAUCAACAUCCUCAGAUGAAGAUUAUUACCGCCAUUCUCAACAUCUUCCACUUGCUUCCUGCACCCGCCGAGGCCUUUAAGGAACGCUUAAUCGAUUGCUUCCUCGGACUAGAAGAAAAACUGCGUCGGACUCAGCUCAGUCCAUUCCGUCUUCCAAUCUAUAGGUACAUGAAUCGAUAUCCAAAGGAGAUCUGGACAUACCUCUUCAGCAAAGUGGAAGAUCUCAAGUAUGGCCGACUAUUGGCGCAGGUUCUGGGUCACCCUGAUAGCCAGGCUCUGCGAGAGGUAGCAGUUGACAACGUUGAUGGCCUCAUUACCCGCUGCGACGAGUUGAUAAACCAGAACAACGAGGCCAAGUUUAUUGCAAUGGUCAACACGAUCCACAUAUUUGAGUCUCUCAGCCACUUCUCUAGCGCGGAGAAAUGGAUGGACAAGAAGGAGCAUCUUGACUGGCUCAAGAACAUCGGCAAAGAACUGGAGAAACAUCUUCGCCAGCAUACCCUUCCAGCUCAUCUCCGAUUGCCGGCUUACCAGGCUGCCGAGCAGCUCAUGACCAUUCUCGUCAAGUCACUGGAGAGGGCGCCAAAAGAAUUGGACCCUCUUUUCCAUCUGAUCGAAUGCGUUACUUCUGAUGAGCUUCGCAUUACGCAAGAGCUAUUCUCUUUCAUUUAUGGGAGAAUUAUCUGCAAUGACGCGAUUGACUUCUGGAAAACGACAGUACUUCGCUGUCUAGAUACCUAUUCUGGCAAAUCUGCAUCAAACAAGAUGAAGUACUUUUUGUUGCAUUACAUCGUUAACCCAAUUGUUGCAAUGGACGUCAUGCGCAACUGGAAUCAACUUGACCAGAACAAGGGUCCUCGACUUAUGGACAGAGCUGUCAUUGACGCAGUCAGCAGCAAAAUCUGGAAGGUCCAUCCGGAGAUGACGAUGGAUGACCAGGCUCAGCCUGGCAUCGACCAUACUCGUUACGAGGUAUUGCAACUCUCUGCAAUGUUGGUCAAGUACUAUCAUACCCCCCUCCAAGAUGCACGGAAAGACAUCAUCAAGUUUGGUUGGACCUUUAUCCGCCUAGAGGACGUGAUCAACAAACAUGCCGCUUAUGUGGUUAUCGGCUACUUCAUCGCGCACUACGAAACCCCUCCAAAGAUAGUGACUCAGGUGUAUCUCUCGCUCCUGAAGGCCAAUCAAAACGAAGGUCGAGCUUUGGUAACACAAGCAUUGGAACUUAUUGCGCCUAUGUUGCCAAAGCGAUGCGGAACUGUCCAGAACAAUCAGUAUGCGCCAUGGGCAGUUGCGCCUCGCCGCAUCCUAGCAGACGAAGGACAGAACGCACAGCAGAUGACGAGCAUCUUCCAUUUCCUCGUCCGACACCCGGAUCUUUUCUAUGUGGCUCGUGACAAGUACAUCACCUUAAUGAUUAGCUCGUUGCGGAAGCUCGCCACGCCACAGAAUGCAUCUCAUGAAUCAAAAAGACUUUGUCUUAACAUGAUGUGGCUAAUCUGGUUGUGGGAGGAACGAAGAGUUGAAGGGAAAUCAUCAACAUCUGACACAAGAGCUCUUUCUCAAUCUCCCAACACCAAGAAGAGGAAGCUGGAGGCGGAACAAGUGAACGCUCCUUCUCAGCCCCAACGUGCAGAGUACGAGAUCCCACCUCUGUUUCGAACGAAGAUGAUUAAGUAUCUGGUCGAAUUUAUUGCUCAGCUGAACGAGCGCUAUGAGCUUCCUUCAGCUAAGCCCCGGGACCAAGUCUCGUCAUCAAUCCCCCCAGUCCCAUUGGCGUUGACCGAUCUGUGCAAGAAGGCUAUGAAGCUGCUUUACAACUUGGUACAGCCUCAGUAUUGGGGCGACCUCGAACUGGAUCUGUUCCCCAAUGUCACACAUGUGAUUCUGGCAAGCGAGCGAACCCAGACUAUCCUUACUGCCGAUCCUUCUGACAAGGAGAAAUUCGAUGAAAAGUUCCUCACCAACAUCAUUAACACCCUCCAGGUUGUUCGCAUUGUACUCAACGCAAAGGAGGACGAAUGGAUCCAGAAAAAUAUGCCAUCUAUCCAAAAGGUUUUGGAAAAAUGUCUCAAGUCGGAAAACCCUGAAAUUCAGGAUUGCCUUCAUCUUUCUGACAAGAAGUUUGACGACGGUCGUGAGCUACGAUCGAUCGUUAAGCGUAUCCUGGAAUCUGUACCUGACGAUACUCCCAUGGAAGACGCGGAUGCUGAUGGCGAGACCGAAACACAGACAUCAGAGAUCGUCGCUUACCUGUCCCAGCUUGCGACGGAAGCGAUGAAUAGCAGUAACUAUACUUCUGGUGUGAGCAUUCUUUGGUCUCUCGGCCAACGAAAGCCCAAUGUCAUCGAUCAGCACAUUGCAUCUCUGAUGAAGGCACUUCAAUCGAAGCAUGCCAAAGAGCACGUGCAGCAUUACAAUGCGGUCGCGAACCAAGCUGCUGGCGUGAACAAUAGGAACCAGGACCCUAACACUCCGAGUGGAGAAAUGUCUGCUUAUGACCUCGAAAUCCAGACAAAGAUCAUGAUCAAGGAGAUACAGGUUGUUGCUCUUCGGAUGGAGGUUCUAGGCGACUCUCGUCGACCUUUCCUCAGCGUCCUCGCAACUCUGGUGGAAAAGUCCAUGUCGAUUGAGCUUUGCGAAGAGAUUUUGAACAUGGUUGAGGGAUGGGUAUUCCGUUCAGAAGGAACAUGGCCAACUCUUAAGGAGAAGACGGCCGUUCUUCACAAGAUGCUAUCCUUCGAGCACCGACAAGACCCAACCAUGCUGUCCAAGUUCCUGGACCUUGUUAUUCGCAUUUACGAGGACCCCAAGAUCACUCGCACUGAACUCACAGUCCGUAUGGAGCAUGCAUUCCUUAUCGGCACCCGUGCAGCUGAUGUCGACAUGCGUAACCGCUUCAUGGCUAUUUUUGACAAGAGUUUAUCCAAAUCGGCUAGCGCACGUCUAUCUUAUGUUCUCACCUCUCAGAACUGGGAUACACUGUCCGACUCCUACUGGCUUGCCCAAGCCAGUCAUUUGUUGCUAGGUGCCGUGGAGACGAAUGCCAGCAUUCAGCUCUACCAGUCCGACUUCAAGACACUGCCGAUCUCUCGCUUGCUGACCAUGUUCACAAAGGAGAUGGAGGCUCGAGAGCCUGCAACCAUCAUCGAUGACAAGUUUGAAUCGUUUAUGGCAAGUCAUCGCCGCUUCAUGGUGGAACUUGGUGAUAUCAAAGUAAGGGACGUUAUCGAGCCUUUGGCACAGCUCCAGCACGUCGAUUCUCAACUUGCUCAUAAUCUCUGGGUUACUCUUUUCCCAAUCUAUUGGUCCUCUGUCGCAAAGGAUGACCGAGUUGAUCUGGAGCGUGGUAUUGUAGCCCUUCUCACCAAGGACUACCACAGUCGCCAAAUUGACAAACGCCCCAAUGUUAUCCAGUCCAUCCUUGAUGGCGCUGCCAAGACUUGGCCUGAGUGCAAAAUCCCACCACAUGUGCUCAAGUACGAGGCAAAGACCUACGAUGCCUGGUACACUGCUUUGAUCCAACUGGAGAACGCCGCCAUCAAACCUCAGGUAGAGUCCGCUGCUGUUCGCGAAAGCAACCUCGACGCCCUCGUUGAGCUAUACGCCUCGCUUCAGGAGGAUGAUCUGUUCUAUGGUACAUGGAGGCGACGGUGCCAGUUCGUCGAAACCAAUGCUGCUCUUUCUUAUGAACAAAACGGCAUGUGGGACAAGGCUCAGAAGCUGUAUGAAAAUGCUCAAAUUAAGGCCAGAACAGGCGUGAUACCAUUUUCCCAAGCUGAGUACAUGCUUUGGGAGGAUCACUGGGUUCUGUGCGCUCAAAAGCUACAGCAGUGGGAGAUCCUGCAAGAUUUCGCCAAGCAUGAAAACUUCCAGGACCUUCUACUCGAGUGCGCUUGGCGAAACACGGAUAUGUGGCAGGACGAGCAACACCGGGAGGCCUUGGACAACAUUAUUAAGGGAGUCAUGGACGCUCCAACGCCUCGCAGAGCCUUCUUCCAAUCCUUCAUGUCACUUCUCAAAUUCCACAAUGGCCAGGAACCCACUACUGAUUUCGCACGUGUCUGCGAUGAAGCAAUUCAGCUGUCAAUUCGCAAGUGGCACCAACUGCCUGAGCGCCUGACAAACGCUCAUGUUCCUCUUCUCCAAAACUUCCAGCAACUGGUUGAGCUUCAUGAUGCCAGCGUUAUUUGCCAGAGUCUUGCAAACACCAACCAAACUAACUUGGACGUCAAAUCUGGCGAGCUCAAACUGCUCCUCGGUGCUUGGCGUGAUCGUCUACCUAAUGUUUGGGACGAUAUCACUGCUUGGCAAGACCUCGUCACUUGGAGACAACAUAUCUUCAGCCUCAUCAACCAGACAUAUCUCCAGUUGCUGCCUCAACAGGGCGCACAAAACGCUGGAGGAGCGAGCUCCUUUGCUUACCGUGGUUACCACGAGACUGCCUGGAUAAUCAACAGAUUCGCCCACGUUGCUCGCAAGCAUAACCUUCCCGAGGUUUGCAUCAACCAGCUGAGCCGCAUUUACACCCUUCCGAAUAUUGAGAUCCAGGAAGCUUUCCUGAAGCUUCGCGAACAAGCCAAAUGCCAUUAUGAAAAUCCAGAAGAGCUAUCCAGUGGUUUGGACGUAAUCAACAACACGAACCUAAACUAUUUUAGCCCGCCGCAGAAAGCCGAGUUUUACACUCUAAAGGGAAUGUUCUUGGAGAAGCUCAAACAGAAGGACGAGGCCGAUUCAGCAUACGGAACGGCGUUGUAUUUCGACAUCGGUGCUGCAAAGGCCUGGGCCGAAUGGGGUUACUUCAACGACCGCAAGUUCAAGGAAGACCCCACCGAUCUCAACGCGGCGCGACAAGCUCUCACCUCAUACCUGCAAGCCGCAGGAAGCUACAAGAACGCCAAAUCUCGAAAGCUUCUUGCACGAAUCCUAUGGCUUCUUAGUUUGGAUGAUUCCAAGGGCACUAUCGCACUGGGCUUCGAUGACUUCAAGGGUGAAACACCUGUAUGGUACUGGAUUACCUUUAUCCAGCAACUGAUCACAGGUCUCGGCCACAAGGAAGCGCCCCGUGUCUUCCAGCUCCUUCUGAAGAUUGCCAAAUCCUAUCCUCAGGCCCUGUACUUCCAGCUCCGAACUAAUCGUGAGGAUCUGCUUGUCAUCAAGAAGAACCAGGAAGCCAGAGACAGAAGCGCACGACAACGCGCGCAAUCGACUGUUUCCAAUGGAAAGGCGAGUGCGUCUCCGUCCUUGACCAAGCAGGAACCCCCCAGACCUGGUACAUCAUCGUCUCGACCAGGAACUGCCAAUGCGGCUGAAGGCACAACAAUCAAGGCUGAGGGCGAGGCCGGUAGCAACGCAACCGGCACACCAGCACCUGCCAACGGACAAGCUCCUGAUCCCUCAAAGGUUGCGCCUAAGCCGCCAGCUCAACCUGGACAGCCUGCACAGACUCAGAAGAAGCCCCCGUGGGAGUACACUGAAGAGGUCAUGUCAGUCCUCAAGACGGCCUUCCCUCUGUUGGCACUCUCGAUGGAAACAAUGGUGGACCAGAUCCAAAAGAACUUCAAGUGCCCUCCCGACGAGGACGCUUACCGACUGAUCGUUGCAUUGCUUAACGAUGCUCUGGCCUAUGUCAGCCGAACACCUCCCUCUUUUGCCAAGAACGUUAAGCUUCCGGCAGCGACCGAAACCAAUAUUACUCGUUUCGCUGAGACGAUCCUGCCAAGCCACAUCAAGAAGUCGUUCGAGGCAGAUUUCGUCACGGUUAAGCCGACAAUGUACGAGUACAUCUACAAGUUGCGCCGUUGGCGAAAUAAGUUUGAGGAGAAGCUGGACCACAGAGUGCCUCGUGCUUCACUUGAAAACUUUUCCCCUCAUCUGAGUGAGUUCAGAUAUGGCAAGUUUGAUGAGGUAGAGGUCCCCGGACAAUACUUGCAGCACAAGGAUAAGAACCAGGACUUCAUUCGUAUCGACCGCUUCCUGCCAAACAUCGAUCUUGUUCGGUCCAUCAGCGCCUCUUACCGCCGUAUCAAGAUGCGCGGACACGAUGGAAGCAUCCACACAUGGGCCAUCCAGCACCCUGCAGCUCGUCACUGCCGACGAGAGGAGCGCAUCUUGCAACUUUUCCGCUCACUCAACCAGACACUGGGACGUAAGAAGGAGAGCCGACGUCGCGACUUACAGUUCACAAUACCGAUUAUGGUUCCAUUCGCACCGCACAUCAGACUUGUCCAGGAAGACACGUCCUACACUACACUGCAGGGAGUGUAUGAGGAUCAUUGUCGAAACAUGGGCAUGUCAAAGGAUGACCCUGUACUGUUUACCAUGGAGAAGCUUCGAGGCGCGCUCGAGAGCAAGAGCUCGGUAAGUCUUUUGAGAGGUCAUGAUUAUUACACGACCACUAACAAGCAGCAGAACAAACCCGAGCAGGCAGCAACAGCCCGAUUGGAGGUCUUUAACGCCAUUCAAGAGAAAUGGGUUCCAUCCACUGUGGCAAUCGAGUACUUCCAGAAGGUGUUCCCACAAUUCGCAGAGUUCUGGCUGUUCCGUCGUCAGUUCUCAUACCAGCUUGCGGCGUUGACAUUCAUCACGUACAUCAUGUACAUGCACAACCGAUACCCGCAAAAGAUCAACAUCUCUAGGGCCACGGGUAAGGUUUGGGGAUCUGAAAUGAUGUCGUACAUGAGCGCCAACAAGCCCUUUUUCCACAACCCGGAGCCUGUACCUUUCCGACUCACACCCAACCUUCAAACAUUGAUGGGACCACUUGCCACUGAAGGCAUCUUUGCAUGCUCCUUGAUGGCUAUUGCACGAUGCUUGACAGAGCCUGAGUACGAACUGGAGCACGCCUUGACUCUGCUUGUGCGUGAUGAGAUGCUCUUCUGGUUUACGGGCAGCCACAGGAAUGGAGUUAUUACAGAGAGCCAGCUACGGGAUUCUGUGCAGGUCAACAGCGACUCGAUCGUCAAGCGGGCAAUCAGCCUGGCCCACAGCCCCGUUGGCAACUUGCCUGCGAACCAGACAGUGAUUGACGCCAUUGCCAAGGCUGUCAACCCUAUGAACUUGGCACAAUGCGAUGCUUUGUGGAUGCCAUAUCUAUAA